UGCUACUUCCGCCAAUUUCCUUUUAUCCUUCUAGAGACUAUAACGUCAUGUUUACUAUAGGUCAAGGGUCGGUGUAUUAGAUUAUAAGAAUGAUCGCAGUUCCUGGAGGAGAGGGUUUUGUGUAACUUUAUGGUUUAUCUGAGUGGUAUCAUUACUCUGGAUUUCACAGACAUCAUGAAAGGCAGAAACAAUGGUAUCCUGGAGAGCUCAAGAAAUCUUUAUUCCAGUAUCUCUCGGAGCAUAGAUCUAUCAUAUAGUGAAAGUGAUUUGACACACUUUGUUCAAGAGAACUUUAAGAAGAGAGAGUGUGUGUUUUUCACUAAAGAUGCCAAGUCCAAUGACAACCAAUGUAAAUGUGGAUAUUUGAAAUCACAACACAUAGAAGAGAUGCAGAUUAACCAUAAUGAGAAAUGGAAUUAUAAAAAACAUACCAAAGAAUUCCCAACUGAUGCUUUUGGAGACGUUAAAUUUGAAAAUUUGGGUAAGACAGGAAAGUACAUUCGUCUGUCAUGUGACACAGAGUCUGAAACCCUCUAUGACCUAAUGACACAACACUGGCAUCUAAAAACACCCAAUCUCAUCAUCUCUGUCACAGGUGGAACAAAAAAUUUUGCUUUAAAGCCACGCAUACGUAAAAUUGUCAGCCGGUUGAUUUAUACUGCACAGUCCAAAGGAGCCUGGAUAUUCACUGGAGGUACCCAUUAUGGACUGAUGAAGUAUAUUGGAGAAGUAGUGCGAGAUAAUACUAUCAGUAGGAACUCGGAAGAGAAUGUGGUUGCUAUUGGCAUAGCUGCUUGGGGCAUGGUAUCUAAUCGUGAGAAUCUUAUUAGAAGCUGUGAUACUGAGACAUACUAUUCAACACACUACAUCAUGGAUGAUCUCAAGAAGGAUCUUUUAUACUGCUUAGAUAAUAACCAUACUCAUCUAAUUUUGGUGGAUAAUGGAACUCAUGGGUAUCAAGGCAUAGAGACAAAGUUACGCACCCAGUUAGAAAAAUAUAUUUCAGAAUGCAUUAUUCCAGAUUCUAAUUAUGGUGGAAAGAUUCCAAUUGUAUGCUUUGCCCAAGGAGGAGGAAAAGAAACUCUGAAAGCAAUUAACACUGCCAUCAAGAACAAAAUUCCCUGUGUCGUGGUGGAAGGUUCUGGUCAGAUAGCAGAUGUGAUUGCAAGCUUGACAGAGGCAGAAGGCACACUUACUUCCUCAUCUGUUAAAGAGAGAUUGCUCAGAUAUUUGCCUCGAACACUUUCUAGACUCAGUGAAGAGGAGAUUGAGAGUUGGAUCAAAUGUAUCAAAGAAAUACUUGAAAACCCUCAUCUGCUAACAGUCAUAAAAAUUGAAGAUGCUGGAGAUGAAAUUGUGAGCAAUGCGAUUUCAUAUGCUCUUUUUAAAGCUUUCAGCACAAAUGAAGAAGAUAAAGAUGACUGGAACGGUCAACUGAAAUUGCUUUUGGAAUGGAAUCAAUUGGACAUAGCCAGUGAAGAGAUUUUUACCAAUGAUCGACAUUGGGAGUCUGCUGAUCUUCAGGAUGUCAUGUUUAUAGCCCUGGUAAAGGAUAGACCAAAAUUUGUUCGUCUCUUUCUUGAAAAUGGGCUGAAUCUAAGGAAGUUCCUCACUUAUGAAGUUUUAACAGAACUCUAUACAAACAACUUCAGCAAUCUGGUGUUUAAAAAUCUACAAAUUGCUAAGAACUCGUACAGUGAUGCUCUUCUUACUUUUGUAUGGAAGAUGUUAGAGGAUUUCAGAAAAGGCAAAAAAAAAGAAGACAAAAAUGGCAAAGGUGACAUAGAGAUACAGCUGCUGGAUGGAUCUCUUAUUACGAGGCACCCUUUGCAAGCUCUCUUUAUUUGGGCUAUCCUUCAAAACAAAAAGGAACUAUCCACUGUAAUUUGGGAGCAGACAAGAGGCUGCACAUUGGCAGCACUAGGGGCCAGCAAGCUUCUGAAAAUCUUAGCUAAGGUAAAGAAUGAUAUUAAUGCUGCUGGAGAAUCAGAAGAGUUGGCAAAUGAAUAUGAAACAAGAGCUGUUGAAUUGUUCACAGAAUGUUACAGCAGUGAUGAAGAUCUGGCAGAACAGUUACUUAUUUAUUCCUGUGAAGCAUGGGGUGGAAACAGUUGUCUAGAACUUGCGGUAGAAGCUAAGGAUCAACAAUUCAUUGCUCAGCCAGGAGUCCAGAAUUUUCUAUCCAAACAAUGGUAUGGAGAAAUUUCCAGAGACACCAAAAAUUGGAAGAUCAUUCUGUGCCUUUUCCUUUUCCCUUUAAUAGGAUGUGGCUUCAUUUCCUUCAGGAAAAAGCCAAUAGAAAGGAGCAAAAAGAUGGUCUAUUACUAUGCAUGGUUCUUCACUUCACCAUUUGUGGUCUUCUCUUGGACUGUCAUGUUCUACAUUGCCUUUCUCCUUCUGUUUGCCUACGUCCUGCUGAUGGAUUUCCAAAAAGAGCCUACCAUGCUGGAACUGAUUCUCUAUGUGCUGGUUUUCAUCCUGCUUUGUGAUGAAGUGAGACAAUGGUAUAUGAAUGGGAGUAAAUACUUUUCUGACUUAUGGAAUGUUAUGGACAUCCUUGGAAUUUUCUACUUCAUAUCAGGAAUUGUGUUCAGGCUGCAUUCUUCAAAUGAAACAUCUUGGUAUUCUGGCAGAGUAAUUUUUUGUCUGGAUUACAUUAUUUUUACUCUAAGAUUAAUCCAUAUUUUCACAGUAAGCAGAAAUCUUGGCCCCAAGAUAAUUAUGCUUCAGAGGAUGCUGAUAGAUGUCUUUUUCUUCUUGUUCCUCUUUGCUGUGUGGAUGGUGGCUUUUGGUGUAGCCAGACAAGGGAUCCUACGAAAAAAUGAACAGCGUUGGGAAUGGAUAUUCCGAUCAGUCAUCUAUGAGCCUUACCUUGCAAUGUUUGGCCAUUAUCCUUCUGAUAUUGAUGGUACCACAUAUGAUUUUGAUAGCUGUACGUUCCUUGGAAAUGAAUCCAAGCCUCUAUGUGUAGAAGUGGAUUCUAGUAACCUCCCCCGUUUCCCUGAGUGGAUUACUAUUCCAUUAGUGUGCAUCUACAUGCUGUCCACCAAUAUCCUCUUAGUUAAUUUAUUAAUAGCCAUGUUUGGAUAUACUGUUGGAUCAGUUCAGGAGAAUAAUGACCAAGUAUGGAAGUUCCAGCGCUACUUCUUGGUUCAAGAGUACUGCAGUCGAUUAGCUAUACCAUUUCCAUUUGUCAUCUUUGCCUAUAUCUAUAUGGUGAUGAGGAAACUUUUUAAAUGCUGUUGUAAAAAUGAAUAUAGAGAAUCAUCCAUUUGCUGUUCAAGAAAUGAAGAUAAUGAAAUUUUGGCAUGGGAAGCUGUCAUGAAAGAAAAUUAUCUUGUGAAAAUCAACACCAAGCCCAGUGACUCACCUGAAGAAAUGGCCCAACAAUUUAGACAACUGGAAAUUAAGAUGAAUGAUUUGAAGUUUCUUCUGAAAGAUAUUUCUAACAAAUUAAGAUGAAAAUUGCAUCCAAGAGGCUAUAUCAGCUGAAACAAGAGCUCAUGGCUUAAAUCUGACACUUUACUUUUUUCUUUACACUCUUGUAUUUCUUUUAUAAGAAAAUUGUUUUCAAGGUAAUUCACUAUUUUAUAUUUUAGUACAAUCUUUCAGUAUCAUAUAAACAUGGAAAUACCAAUAUUUUCUAAACUUGGCUGUUGAUGUUGCCUUCUGAUAUCUGAGGAAGCUUAUCAUUUAUAUCUCAUGCUUUCAUGAUAAUCCUGGAGACUCUUUGUUGAUGUUUCCAUAUCAGACAGACAUAUAUAUUGUUUUUAGUUUACUAUAUUAUAAUUCAGCUUUCAGUAUGACUUGAUUCGUUCUUGAAGGCUUUAUUUAUUCUUUUUUCUUCUUGUUUGUUAAUCAUAGGACAUAUAAAAUCUUAGUAUAUAAAUUGUACUUAGUAUAUAAAUUGUACUAAAAUAAAUAUAAUAAACAGGAACCCUACAUUGUAACACAUUAGAAUGCUGAGGCUCCUGAAAGUUGGGAUAUAAAUCAUUUGCUUAAAAAAUAUUUACAAAUGUAUGUAAAUAUCACUUCCAAUGUUGUGUGUCUGUAAAGAUGUUUUAUUGAUUUGUUUGCUUGAUUAUUGCAACUGUUAUGUAUAUUUAAAAAAUAAUAAAAUGGAUCAGAAUUAACAACAGCUUUUUUUCAUUACUAUAAGUAACUGGAUUAAUGAAGAUAUGAAAUUUUGAAGCAUUCUAAUUAACGACUGGUUGAAAAGAGAAUUCCACAUUAACAAAAUGACAAGAUCAGCAAUGUUUGACUUAAGACAUUUGAUUUUUCAAGGAAAAGUUGGAAAUUAAUUAGUUAAUAAGAAUACUACCAAGAAAGAAAGAUGCGUGAAAAGUCUCAUUAGAUUUAAUAUAGUGUCAAGAAGAUAGGGUUUAAUGUAGAAACCCAUGGAAACUGCCUCAGUUAAAACUUUAGCUUCCAUUUCCACUUCCCCCAAAAUGGUGUGCUCAGCUGCUGCAGGGUGAUCUGCUUCUCUUGCUGAUUUUGCCACCAAAGUGGAUUCUUUGGCAGCCUGCUCCCUAGAUUAUAGUGAACAGAUUUUAACAUUGGUAAAGUGGGACACCAUUGAGGGGGGGGGUGGCUUGGUGGUCAUGUGACUGGGUGGGCGUGGCUAGCUGCUCAUGUAACUGGGUGGGCGUGCAAUUUUGCCUUUAACCUAAUUUUAAUGCUUGUUCACCUGUGGCAAGUUCAGCCCUUUUAACUGCACCUGGCUAAAAUUACCUCAGCUUGAUUCCUCAGAGUCAAAUCAGCUGCUGAAGAAAUUUUAAUUAACUUUCCCCUCCUUACUUGCAGUACUUUUCUUAGUCUGCAAGCCAGGACAUGGCUAUUUUUACCUCAGACUUUACUCCAAAGCUCAUUUUUUGACUCUUAUUCACCUAUGGUGGUUCGGACACGGCUGAGAUUACCUCAGGUUCCGCCCGUCUUUUACUUCUUAAGAACUUGAGCCUUGGCUAAAAUUACCUCAGUCUUCAAAAACUGACUAUCUGAAGAAAGUAAACUCAACUCCUGGACCUGAAGUAAAUUUUAGUGAACUUUUUGCUUUUAGUUGACUUGAAUUUUGCUUCUUUUGAAGGAGCCUUGACUAAAAAUUACCUAAAUUUGACUUUAUUCCUGAGAGCGAGGUCAACUCCUGAGGCAAUUUUACCUUUAAAACUCAUUUUAGCACUUAUUCACUGUGGCGGUUUGGUCCUUUUUUUAACAGGACAUGGCUAUUACCUCAGGUUCUACCAGUAUUUUAAGAACUUGAGCCUUGACUAGAAUUGCUUCAAGACUCCGUGGUUCGCGGUAUCCCCUGAGGGGAAACCCCAUUGGCAAAGACUGAAAUAAUUAUCUUUAGUGACCUGAGGUAUUGGACUCCUUUAAAGAACAUUACUGUUGAGAUAUUACCUCAGUUUUUACUCCCAAGAACACACGCCGUGGUUAAAAUUACCACAGGAGCUAUCCUUACUCGCCAUAAAACAAGACUAUUAAUUAACUAUCUAAAGAACUCACGCUCUCCCACCACCACCACUUACAACGUAUAAAAAGUCUCAGGUCUUCAAAAAGCUUACCUCAAA
This is a messenger RNA of Ahaetulla prasina, 5567 nucleotides long. It is a transcript of the gene TRPM8, whose product is annotated as transient receptor potential cation channel subfamily M member 8. Gene Ontology annotation, molecular function: ligand-gated calcium channel activity. Lineage: Eukaryota; Metazoa; Chordata; Lepidosauria; Squamata; Colubridae. The transcript has 25 exons. Gene Ontology annotation, cellular component: membrane. The record is from RefSeq and is a predicted model, not a curated record. The coding region runs from base 130 to 3462 and encodes 1110 amino acids. Gene Ontology annotation, biological process: calcium ion transmembrane transport.